This is a messenger RNA of Aureobasidium vineae, 684 nucleotides long. NCBI's taxonomy places the organism in Eukaryota, Fungi, Ascomycota, Dothideomycetes, Dothideales, Saccotheciaceae. The record is from the annotation of a GenBank genome assembly.
AUGGCUCCGACUGGAUUGGCAAUUCUCUUGGGGGCGGGUCCUGCUACGGUGCUGAACGAUAUCGUGUCUGGACUCAAAUCGUCGCUCGAUAAUCCAGUCGUUGAGGCCUUCCCUUCGGACACAUCACCCGAUUCAUUGAAGAAGGCAUUUUCGGACAUCUCCCAGCACCAAUCUUUCAAAGAUCUGAAGCUGCGCGUGGCUAUCUACAACAUCAAGCAUUCAUCGAAGAAGCCUUUCCUUGACGAAACUUAUGAUCAGUUUACCGACUCCUUGGAGACUUACGUGGGAGGCGCCUUCAUGUUCGCGCAGGAGUCUCUCAAGCGCUUUUUCGCCGAUCAUGGAGAGUCAACUCUAGCAGAAGGUUCUUCCAAGAAAGGUACACUGAUCUUUACAGGAACACUUGGUGCUCUGAGAUGCAAUGCCGAGUUUGCAGCAUACGGAGCAGGCAGAUCAAGUGUAAGACAGCUUGCCCAGACGCUUGCUCGCGAGUUCAGUGCAAAAGGCUUACAUGUGGCACAUUGUAUUGGCAAUGGUUCAAUCGAAGAUAAGAAUGGCGAGGACCAGAAGAGUGGCAAGAAGAUCUCGGCUGAAGCUGUGGGCAAGACUUAUCUGUUUUUGUCAGAACAAGAGCCAUGCUUGUGGACUCAUGAACUUGACAUGAGACCUGCACAGGAGAAGUUCUAA